AUUAGAAUCUUAGAUUAUCGGAAGACUAUUUGUUUUGUUCUUUUCUUUUCUUUCUGUGUCCUUAAUAUUGCCUUACGGAGUACGUUCCUCCAGCUGUCGCUGCUGGCCGCGGCACCCGCUUUGAAGGGAACCUUGGAAGGGAAGGGACCCCUGGGAACGGCCAGGACAAGAAACCGCCGCCGGGCUGCGUCCAAGCGUGGAGACUACCCCCAUCAUCUCCAUCGUCACUCAACUCCCACCCACUGCUUCAACCCGUGCAAGUGCCUUCAUUCUUUAAACGCAUCUACACACACACAGCGCUUGCCUGCGCUCUCCAUCCAUACCGACACUUUCUUUUGGUUUUUCUCCCUCGCCGGUUCAUAGCGACACCCACCUGCUCGCUGCCGUCGCCGCCGGGACGAAGUCGUUCCUAGACCCGGCCAUGGCCUCCUCAACGGCUGACUCCUCCGCGCCGACUGCGCCGCCCCAGCCCCCAAGCACAUCCUCAUCGCGGCCCACAAGCCAGCAAGCAAAUGUCUCUGCGAACCCCGUAGAAAUGGAAACGCUCCCACCGUCCGCUUCCAGAGCACCUCCCACAGAACCCAGCGACGAAGCCGCAGAUAAUGUCACAGAAUUGCCCCCAACAGCGCCGGAAACUGCAGAAGAUAAAGAGACGGCCGCACCGACCACUUCAACACCCCCAGCAUCUACAGAACCUACGACAGCACCCAAACCCGCACCUCCGGUCCAACCCGAACGCACCGAGUCUGAGGCAAUUGGUCCUUCGACCGACACGCCAGCUGCGAAGCCCGACACCUCCAACGGUCCCGUUGUUGUCAUCACACUACUACUGACCACUGGCGCCCGGCAUCCCUACAAGAUUGACGAGAAAUAUCUGAGGAAGCGCAAUGUCAGCGUGGAUGAUAUGGACCCGUAUAAUAUCAGUGUCUACACCCUCAAAGAGCUGAUAUGGCGGGAUUGGCGAGAAGAAUGGGAACCUCGGCCGACCUCUCCAAGUUCGAUACGCCUCAUACAUUUUGGGCGCAUGUUGGAUGAUAAGUCACCACUGAAAGAAUGCCGAUUCCAAACCGAAGCCCCUAAUGUGGUACACAUGACCGUCAAGCCGCAGGAAGUCGUCGACGAAGAGGACGCCAAGACCGGCAAAGUCGGCAGCAGAAGAGAAGGCGAUGAAGAAACGCAUGCUGGCUGCCGUUGCGUUAUCCUAUGAACGCCGCUGGCACUUCGCUUUUGUGCUGACGGCUGUUCGCUAGAGUGUCCCAUA
This is a messenger RNA of Westerdykella ornata, 1261 nucleotides long. RefSeq names its product ubiquitin-like protein. The record is from RefSeq and is a predicted model, not a curated record. The coding region runs from base 422 to 1207 and encodes 261 amino acids. The transcript is spliced from 3 exons. NCBI's taxonomy places the organism in Eukaryota, Fungi, Ascomycota, Dothideomycetes, Pleosporales, Sporormiaceae.